Molecule: messenger RNA, 2951 nt
Organism: Chelmon rostratus (copperband butterflyfish)
Lineage: Eukaryota; Metazoa; Chordata; Actinopteri; Chaetodontiformes; Chaetodontidae
Gene: aatf
Product: apoptosis antagonizing transcription factor
Exons: 1
Coding region: 42-1682 (546 amino acids)
Biological process (GO): regulation of transcription by RNA polymerase II
Cellular component (GO): nucleus; nucleolus
Source: RefSeq, a predicted model, not a curated record
UCCAGGUUAUAGAGCGCACGUGUGGUUGUAAACGUUCAGCCAUGGCAGGCUCGUUCUCUCAGGAGCUCGAAGAUUUGUUGAAUCCUUUGCCUAAAUUUGCUGAUCCGGAGGACGAUGAUGAUGACGAAGCCACCAAAGCCAGAGUGAUAGACGGGUUCAACGAGAACGAGGACGACGACGAAGAUGGGGUCGCCUCCAGCAGGCUGCGGAAGCACAACUCAACACUGCUGUCAGAGACGGACAGACGGUACGUGGGGAAAACAAUCUCUCGUAAACAGCUGCUGAUGGAUAUUGAGGGAUCUGCUGAGGAUGAUGACGAGGAGGAGGAGGAGGAGGGCAGCAUAGAAGAGGAAGAUGAAGAAGAUGAUUCAGUGGGGGAUGAAGAGGCAGAUGAUGAUGAAAAUUCUUUAGAAGAUGAAGAUGAGGAGGAGUUGUUGGACAGUGAUGCACAGCUAGAUGCCAAAUUGGCAUCUAAGACUAAGGCCUCCAACAUGACCUUUCCUCAGCGAGUGGACUUCCACAAACUGACAGAGGGCAUGGAUGACCUGGGAGUGAGUGAGGAUGAUGAUGACAGUGGUGAGGAGACCGAAGGCAGCGAUGAAGAUGACGGCUCUGAUGACGCCGAUGAAGACGCCGAGGAUGAGGGAACCGUCCGCACGUUUUCUCAAGAGAAAGUAGACGAGGAGGUCGAGAAAGGGAACGCUGUGAGGAACCAGCUGACCCUGUGGGACCAGCUGCUCGAGGGUCGAAUCAAAAUCCAGAAAGCCCUGGUGACGGCCAACCAGCUUCCACAGCCGCAGACGCUCCCAGAGUUCAAGAGGAGGGGUGGAGCAGAGCUCGCGGGGCAGCUGAAGAACACCCACAAAGCCCUGAAGGCUCUUCAGAGAUCCCUGCUGGAGCUGCACGAUCAGCUGCUGUACCAGACUGCAGACACCAGGGCCAUCGCUCUGGGGGAGACGGGGGAAGACGAGGAGUUAAACAGUGACGAGGGUGAAGAGGGGUCAGUGCGGGAGGGUGGCGCACCUAAACGAAAACUGGAGAUGGCAGAGUACCCGGACUUCAUGGCCAAACGUUUCGCGGCUUUCCAGCCUUACAGAAACGCCACGUUGCAGAAGUGGCAUGACAAAACCAGACUGACUGUGGGCAAAAGCAGUAAGGGUUUCGGGGCGUUCGACAGGAACAUACUGACCCAGGUGGAGCAGGUGCUGAUGGACAACGACAGGCUGGUGCGUCGCACCCAAACCCGACGCUCAGAAUACAGGGUCCUGGGGAAAAAAGAGGCUGCUGCUCUCAGCUCUGAGACCGCCUUUACAGAGGGCGACGAGGCGGAACAGCAGCUGAAAGCAAACACGCAUCUGAAGGAUCUGGACGAGGACAUAUUUGACGACGAUGAUUUCUACCAUCAGCUGCUAAGAGAGCUGAUUGAGCGCAAGACGAGUGCUGCGGACCCCAACGAUCAGGUGGCUAUGGGCAAGCAGUGGCUGGCCAUCCAGAAGUUACGCAGCAAAAUCAAGAAGAAGGUGGACACCAAAGCCAGCAAGGGGCGGAAAGUCAGAUUCCACAUCCACAGCAAGCUGGUCAACUUCAUGGCUCCUAUUGAUCACAGCUCAAUGAGCGACGAGGCUCGCAGCGAACUGUAUCGCAGCCUCUUUGGACAGAACACCUCAGGCAGAGUGAUGUGAUGGAGGCACUCGCGUGGAGCAGAUGCAAGCGCAUAAACAACAUAGUGCCUGUUUUCCACAUGUCCAGCAAUGAGACGGAGACCGGACCUUCUCCUCAGAGUGGGCCGACACUUCUGGUGCUCUGGUUCUACAGGAUGUGGACUCGCAGGGCCCCUGCAGUUCUGAAUGAAAACCUUUGUACUGAGCAGCAGUUUCAGAAUGUGUUUUUGUCUACUGACCAGUUUGUAAUUAAAAUAUGUAACGUGAGUGUUUCCACUGAAACAAAGAGCACAGUGACUGUUGUUUGGACUUUAAAGAAAACAAUGCAAGUAUCAUUUAUUCCUUUGUCAAGUUUCUACUUCAAAUGGUUAGGCCUUUUUUAAAAUAGUAAAAAGUCCCAAAAUAUAUGCUGUGUCCCAAUUCCAUAGAAAACAGCAGCUGUAUACAGUUCACUAAUCUUUGUAGAACUGUUUCUGCAGCAGAAAUAAACAUACUUUGCUUUCUGCUAACAGAGAAUGACAGCACUUUCAGCAUCAGACGUCAAACUAUAAUUUAGGAACGUGCCUCCUAAUUAAACUUCACAGUGAGUCGGCAGAAUAUGUUUCAUCACUGUUUCGUUAUCUGCAUGUUUUUUUCCAGCCGUAAGCAGCACCUUCAUUUCCUUAGUGCAUUGUGGGAGACUAAUGUCCAUCAGUAGCACAUAAAAGAAAAUAAAAAUCAAGGUUUUUUCUUUAGUAUGCAUACUGGCUGUAUGCUACUGCUUUAUUUUCUCACUUUUCCAGUGCGAACACACUACAAACCAAAGUCCUGUUUAGAAUUAGUUUGGAUUUUGGGACACAGCUGUAGACUUGAGAUUUUACAUGCAUUGCAGGGUGCAGGACUGAGGUAAUGUUCAGGUUCCUCCACCGGAUCCCUCAACGAGUAUUUGUAACUGAAAAGCAACAUUUUCAGGGUAUCCACAGUGUUUCACCAAGCAGCAUGUUUCUAAUAAAACGUACAGUUAUGAGUAAAACAGAACAUUGAGCAUCGAUUAAAUCCAGACUUAACCAAAAAUUCAUAUUCAUUUUUAAAUCAAAUGCAAGUAACAAAUGUGUCAACUCAAGCAAACAAAGAGUACCUGAGAACUUUAUCAUAAGAAAAAUGUAUACAGGAAGAAAACUCCAUGAAACAACAUUUACAGAGCACGUUUACAUCGGGCAUCUCUUACUUCAUGACGUGUUACAGCUCAAUGCAUUUAUUGACACCAUUUUCAGUGUGUGUGUUCACUUGCUUUAAAUGAAACUUGCAUAC